Messenger RNA from Kockovaella imperatae, 3602 nucleotides. RefSeq lists its product as hypothetical. The coding region runs from base 205 to 3489 and encodes 1094 amino acids. Gene Ontology annotation, molecular function: identical protein binding; ubiquitin binding; protein-macromolecule adaptor activity. The record is from RefSeq and is a predicted model, not a curated record. The transcript has 8 exons. Gene Ontology annotation, biological process: actin cortical patch assembly; regulation of actin filament polymerization. Lineage: Eukaryota; Fungi; Basidiomycota; Tremellomycetes; Tremellales; Cuniculitremaceae. Gene Ontology annotation, cellular component: nucleus.
GCAAUUCCCCCCUCUUCUCUUCUCUCUUUCCUCAUUUCGUCUGUCGCUCUCGUCCGAAUCUGAUAUAGUCAUCUCACCUCGUACUCAAUCAAGAGUGUAGAGCAGCUCAAGUUGGACUGCACAGAUAACCUAGCCCGCAGCUCUCUCCGCCCAUAGCUUGUCGCCCGAGCUCCUCCCCGGCCCUGAGCGUCGCCAACUCUCGCCAUGGCGUACGUCGCUGUCGUCAAGUCGCUGUAUGACUAUGCGGCUCAAGAUCCAGACACGGAACUGUCACUCAAAGAAGAUCAAGUGUUGUAUAUCAUAGAGAAGGAGGACGAGGACUGGUGGAAAGCGAAACUUAAAGAUGAGCACGGAUCGGAGGGAUCUAUUGGUCUCAUACCGGCUUCAUAUGUCGAGGAGAUACCGCCCGUUCAUCAAACAAAAUCCAUCUACGCUUAUGAAGCAACCUCUCCAGAGGAGUUAUCCAUGGAAGAGGACCAAACGAUCCACGUUUAUUCCGUAGAAGAAGAUUGGAUCCUUGCUCAGGUCGGAGAUGAAGGCUCGAAACUUGGUUUCGUCCCCAGGACGUACUGUGAACCUAUCGACGAGAUGGAGGCUACGACUGUCGUUGCGGACCCGGAGGAGGCCGAGGCAGAGCUUCAAGCAGCAUGGCAAGAGGAGGAAGAGGCGCAACGGCAGCGAGAGGCCGCUGAAAAGCAACGACUCUUGAAGCUCAAGGACAAGGUUGAGACGUGGAGUAUAUCCGAGAUGGAAGGCAAAAAGAAGAAAAAAGGAACCCUUGGAGUGGGUAACGGUGCAGUGUUCUUUGCGUCCGAUACCGACAAGAUGAGCGGGGUGAAGCAAUACUCCAUCACCGAACUCAGUGGUGUUUCUCAGCCAUCGUCAAAGAAUCUAUCCCUCAGCUUCUCCACCCUUUCAGAACCCUUACUCUUCCAUUGUGGAACAGCAGAUGUUGCCAGCGCCAUCAUUUCCAAACUCGAAUCUAGCAAAGCUGCGGCAGGUGAAGCUUUGGAGAUCCUGGCGGCGGACGAGAGAUUGGCCUCGGAUGGUGAGGCCAAUGGUUAUGAUGCUGCUCCCGCCUCGGAACCGAAAAGUGUCAGAUGGGCUGCGCCUGCACAAUCCGCAUCAACAGAGAGUGCUAUUGUACUGUACGACUUUGAUGCUCAAGGCGAUGACGAACUGUCCGUUAAGGAGAAUGAAACGGUCACUGUGCUCGACAAGGAGAAUGAUGAAUGGUGGACUGUCCGUAACAGAUCAGGUGCUGAAGGAGUCGUUCCUGCCCAAUACGUGCAGAUCAACGAUGGUACCCAACCAGCACAGGAGGAGGACGAUGAAGAGGAUGAAGCGAGACGUGCCGAGGAGGAGGCGGCCGCGGCGGCUGCGCUUGAGGCAGAGCGGCAGAGGGAAGCCAAAUCGAAAGCUGAACAACGAAGAGCCAUCGAAAAGGCUGCGAGGGAGCGACAAAAGCAGGAAGAGGAAGACCGACAAUACGCGCUCGAGCUCGAAGCUAAGGAGGCGGCCAAGGCGGAGAAGCGGGCUCGAAAGGCAGAAACAGAGCAGAGAGCUCAACGAGAGCGCGAUGCAGCGAGACGACGUGAGGCAGCAAGAGAGCUUGAACCGCCCAAGAUCACCAAGCGAACCUCAGCCAUGGAUGUCAAUCAGGCCGCGAAAAGUCUUCCCACUCGUGGCAAAGCUGCUCCUGCGAGACCACCUGAGAAUAACAGACCAAAACCCACUCCUGGCCGCACCCGUGUGUGGAGCGACAAGACUGGUCAGUUCAAGGUGGAAGCUGAAUACCUGGGACUGUACAAUGGCAAGAUCCGUCUUCACAAAAUAAACGGUGUCAUCAUCGACGUACCCCUUGAUAAAAUGGCUCAAGAGGAUAUCCAGAUGAUUAAACGACACGAGGCGAGAAAGGCUCGGGCGCAAGAAGACCCAGAGGACAAUGUGCCUCUUGGUCGUCGAGGUCAGCCAUCGCGAUCAACCGAGACCAGAGUCCGCAGCCAGCCUGAAUUCGAACCCAUCCCUGCCGAGGCCAUGAAGGAGCAGAAGCCGCGAAAACCUCGGUUCGACUGGUUUGCGUUCUUCCUUGACGCCGGGUGUGGUAUGGACGAUUGUACACGAUAUGCCGCCGCUUUCGAUCGAGACAACAUCGAUGAGAGUAUCAUGGAAGAUUUGGAUGCGUCUACGCUGCGAUCUUUGGGUCUCAAGGAGGGUGAUGUCCUUCGUGUUCGAAAAGCCCUCCAAAUUAGAUUUGCGAAAAAGACCCCUGAGGAAUCAGCUCAGAUCAGGGCGGAUGAAGAUUACGCUCGGCAAUUGCAGGAACACGAAAACUCUGGAGGGAAGGGACCAGCUCCUCAGCCUCCUCCUGGAUUAUUCACUGGCCCAGACGGUAAACUGUCCAACAAUACACGACGAGGUCGACCUGAAAAGAAGGGCUCUGCGGCGGAUUCGGUGGACGCAUCUGCUAUCGCCGCUGCCUCGGAUCGUCUUUCAAAAGCGAACAUCAGCACGCCAUCACCUCCGCCCGUCAGCUCUUCUCCAUCACCUGAAAAGCCCGCUGCGCCUGCUGCGACGAAACCAUCGACUGGUUUCGAUGACGAUGCGUGGACCAUCAAACCGAGUGCGGCUAAGCCUGCUUCUCCACCGCCAGCCUCUCCAGCUCCGCAGAGACAGUCGCCGCCUCCGGCCAACACCACGGAAUCACUCUUGGCUCAGAUUGAGGCGCUCCGACCGUCCAGCACAGGUAGCACGAGUCAACUGUCACAAGCCAAAACAGGUUCAAGUGCAUUUGACAGCGUCGCAUCUGUGCCCCAAUCUGCUCCUCCGCAACCAUCCUACAACCUCGGCGUACAAGGAUCGAAUCACAGUAUGGCGCAACUCCAAAACAUGCCCCGAGGACCUGUCGCGCCUAUCCCCGCUAAUCAGGGUCUUUUGGCACCGCUCCAGCCUGCCAUGACUGGAUUCGUCCCGACCCGAGGUAUGGCUCCUCAACAGACUGGAUUCCAGCAAGGACCAAUGAUGAUGCAGCCGACUGGAUACGCUCAAGGCUUCCAACAAGGGUACGGCGGACAGCAAGCAAGCUUGCAGCCUAACUACACUGGAUAUCCUGGUAAUUAUGGUCAGCAAUCUCAGCACUCGUCCUUCAAUACUAUCGCCAGCAUGCGACCGCCCGAGCCUCCUUCUAACCCCGACAAGUACGCCCCUUCUAACAUUUUCGCCGCAAUGAAAAAGGCGGACUUUGGUAAACCCGAAGACCAAAGACCGCAAGAAAGCGGCAAAUAUGAUGCCUUGAGGCCGCUCACGACUGGCUACAACGGCGCACCCGGCAUGAUGCCUCAACAGACUGGCAUGAUGAUGCCUCAGCAAACAGGUAUGAUGCCUCAACAAACUGGAUACGGUAUGAUGCCUCAGAUGACGGGUUAUAAUCCUCAAAUGGGAUACAUGGGUCAGAAUAACAAUCCGUAUGGUCAACAGGGAUAUAGAUAAGCUGUGCAGGGGGGAGCAACGAACAUGCCCCUGUCAUGCUAGGUGUAAUGAUCUUGUUUUCUAUUAUAUCUCAAUGUAUGGUAGUCUGGAAUGCAUCCACGGAUAAUUCUCGG